CCGAGGUAAAGCAAACGCACCAUAACAAUUUAUGUUGCAUUCAAUGUUACAUGGGAACUAGUAAUUGUCUACGUCCGACAUAAUGCGGCCUUUAAAGUAAAGCUAAACCUCUUUUAUUUUUUCCGUAUCUGUUAACAACAAGUGUUCCUACGUUCGAGGUAAUUGAAUGCAGCUUAAAACUGUCAUGUCGGCCCCUGUACCGAUGAAGGCUGGAAAUGACCCCUUCAGUUGAUUCAGCUUUGCCAGAGCAGGGAUGGAUCUACUGUAGACGUUGUAGGACAGUGUGGGAGACGUCUGAUUUAAGGAAUGGAUGGAAGCCGAGCUUUUUCUCCAGGGUGCAAUCAAACAGCAGAGUCUGUGCAGGUUAUAGGAGGCAGAUGGUUGGGCUGAUCUGCUAUUACAAGAUUCUAAAUGAUCACCCAUGGAUCAGAUCACCUUUAAACACGACACCGUGCUGUCAGAUGUUCACAUGCACCGGCCCAAUUCACACCACUUUAUGACGCGCCUCACCAGUGUUGGGCAGCCAGUCUUCAUGUCCAGAUUUAGGAUCUUGGCAGAAAGUCGUGAUGACAGUAAUUCUGGGAAAGGUUUAACAAAUGAAGAGAAGCAGAUCAGUCCAAAGAAAGGCAGAGUAACCUUUCAUGAACAGGACGAGGAGGAAGGUAGUCAAGAAAACGUGGAGCCAUUCUUGGAUGAAGAUGGAGACCUCGACGUCACACAUCGACCACGGAAAAACUCUGUGGAUGAUGGUGGCAGAGAUUUGGUCUGUCCCAUCAUCCUCCAACAGUCUGUUCCUGACCUGGAACAAGAUGAGGAAAUUGUUGAUGAUGAGGAUGAUGAAGAAGAGCAUGAUUGUUCCAAAGACAUUAUAAGAAUUGAGCACACCAUGGCUACACCCUUGGAAGAUGUUGGCAAACAGGUUUGGCGGGGGGCCCUCCUCCUGGCUGACUUCAUCCUGUCCAAUCCAGACACAUUCAGAGGGGCCACUAUCCUGGAUAUGGGAGCAGGGACAGGCUUAACCAGCAUCGUCAUGGCAACCACAGCCAAAACAGUCUACUGCACAGAUGUGGGUGAUGACGUUCUAAGGUUGUGCAGCCGGAAUGUAGUUUUGAAUAAGCACAUCAUGGAAUCCACAGGUGGGGAAGUGAAAGUAAAACAACUCAAUUGGCUUCAGCACAGUCUUUGCACAGAUGUUGAUAUGGAAUUUAGUUGGACUGAAGAGGAAGUCGCUGAUCUUUAUGACAACACCAGCUUCAUUAUUGCAGCUGAUGUUUGCUAUGAUGAUGAUCUGACAGACAGCCUCUUCAGAACUCUGUACCGACUCUGCAGCAGCUUUAAUCACACAUGCACAGUCUUUAUUUCUUUAGAGAAAAGGAUGAACUUCAGUCUGCGACACAUGGAUGUUUGCUGUGAGGCUUACAGUCAUUUCAAGCACUGUCUGACCCAGCUGCAGGACCUGGAGGAUGGACGGUGCAGAUUUACAGUGGAACAUGUCCCUUUAAACUUUUCGCAAUUUCUUCUAUAUGAACGUAUUGAGCAGCUGGAGCUGUGGAAGGUCACUGCAUCUUCACUUGCAUUUGAACAAACCCAAUCUGAUUCUAACUGAGAAAUCAGCUGCUGGCCAGAAUCGGCUGACAUUGCAGCUUGAUGGACCCUGACCACAGACAGGAUGGUAGAAGCCCCAAUUAUCCACCCCAUGACAUGUGUGAAUGUACCAUAAUUAACUGCUACUGGGCUGUGCCAACAACACCACACCACAGCUCUGAUGCUGUUGAUGUAUGAAGAACACUCAGUGAAACCUAUUUUCAGUACUGAUGAGGUAUUAAAAAAUAAGGUCAGAGGAAGCACAUAGAUUUUUAGAAGCUAUUUUAAAGGAAAGUCUGUCUUGUUGGACAUUUUGGGACAUGCUGAAGGAUCAAGAAGAAACGAGGAUGGCUGAACAGAGUGCAGCAAUAUUUUUCUGUUUUAUCCUUUUGAACUUUAAACUUCUGGGAUAGAGCAUGCUGGAUUUGGAAAUGCUGACAGGCUUUUGAAAACACACACAGAUUGGUGCGGAUGGAAAGUGUGCGUUUUUGAGUGAUUGGGUGAACGAGGCUCAAGUGUAAAGCGCUAUAUAAAUUCAGUCCCUUUUCAUUUGUAGAAAGUGAAGAAAUUCUCAGAAAUGUGGAAGUUAACAGGCGGUCUGAAAUAACCUGUGUUUUAACUGAUUUUACCUAUUUAAAACAAGUCAAAAAGAAAAUGUUCAAGUUUGUGAGAUACAAAACCAGUGGAUAUUAAACAUCUAAGCUUUUGCAAGAGACAUUGUUAAGUUUGUGGCUGUUUUAUUCAGCCAGACAACUACCUAUUUUGUCAUGGAAAGUUCUGCUGGUUGAGAAAAUAGCAACAACCUUAGAUGGUUAAUAUCACCUAAUAUGCCUUUUUUCCUAUCGAUACAAAUAUCUUCAGUUUAUUG
Messenger RNA from Girardinichthys multiradiatus, 2452 nucleotides. Its product is annotated as methyltransferase-like protein 22. NCBI's taxonomy places the organism in Eukaryota, Metazoa, Chordata, Actinopteri, Cyprinodontiformes, Goodeidae. The transcript is spliced from 14 exons. Bases 422 to 1606 code for a protein of 394 amino acids. The record is from RefSeq and is a predicted model, not a curated record. Gene Ontology annotation, molecular function: protein methyltransferase activity. Gene Ontology annotation, cellular component: nucleus. Gene Ontology annotation, biological process: protein methylation.